GCGCGUGCGCACUACGGCGGGAAGCCAGCGCUGGACCGUGGGGGCACCGGGCGCACCUUCCCGGUGAGCCAGGCAUGGCGGGCGCGGGCCCGGUGUCGAGCGUGCUGGGGCUGCUGCUCGUGUCGGCUCUGUUUGGGGCCCUUGGAGAGCGCCGCAGCCCCGAUCUGGGGGCACACCCAGAACGCCGCUCCCAGGUCGGUCCCGGGGCCACCGAACCCAGGCGGUGGCCGCCACCCAAGGACCAGCGCGAGCGGGCCCGGGCUGGAGCGCUGCCUUUGGGGGCGCUGUACACUGCGGCCGUCGUGGCUUUUGUGCUGUACAAGUGUUUGCAGGGCCCGGAUGAGGCUGCCAUUCUCCAAGAGGAAAAAAACAAGAAGAAAUCCUUGCAGUCAGAACAACAGCUGGUGCAGUUGACGCAGCAGCUGGCCCAGACGGAACAGCACCUGAACAAUCUCAUGACCCAGCUGGACCCCCUUUUUGAGCGGGUGACUACUCUGGUUGGAACCCAGCGGGAACUCCUAAACAUGAAGCUCAAGACCGUGCACCAGCUCCUACAAGACUGCAAGCCUGGCACGGGUGUGCCAGCUCCAGGUACACGAUCGGGAAGCGGUGGCUGGGAGACGGAGGCCCUGACACUGGAGCAAGCCGGUCUUUCCCUCACAGAGGCAAGCGUACCCUUUCCUGAGGACUCGGGGCAAGAGGACCAACAAGAAGCGGAAGACAGUCAGGCCUGGGAGGGGCCCGUAAACUGGAGCCCAGAUUCAUGGAACCUAGCUCCUUCCUGGGAGGUGCAGCAGGGGCUGAGGCGAAGAUGGCCCAAGACUGUGACAGAGGACCCAGCAAUGAAGGGGGGACAGCCACUGGAGGGUUAGUAAAACCAGGUCACCUUGUCCUGGGUGCUCCUCUGUGCUUUUCCUGCUCCCAGCUGGUCGGACACAGGAAUAAGAGGUACUGAAGCCGACUGAGCCUCCCAGAAAAGGUUCCCUUAUUAGGAAAAGAGAAUGCCUUCCAGAAUUCCUGAGGCUCCCGAUACGGCAGCCAUCGAAGCUCAAACGCCUUUUUCUUGUGGUUUAGACAGAAGGGUCUUUCCAAAAACACAAUAAAACGCACUUUAUUAAAA
Molecule: messenger RNA, 1120 nt
Organism: Peromyscus maniculatus bairdii (prairie deer mouse)
Lineage: Eukaryota; Metazoa; Chordata; Mammalia; Rodentia; Cricetidae
Gene: Ccdc107
Product: coiled-coil domain containing 107
Source: RefSeq, a predicted model, not a curated record